Messenger RNA from Cygnus atratus (black swan), 2124 nucleotides. Its product is annotated as solute carrier organic anion transporter family member 1C1-like. Gene Ontology annotation, biological process: sodium-independent organic anion transport; transmembrane transport. Bases 1 to 2124 code for a protein of 707 amino acids. NCBI's taxonomy places the organism in Eukaryota, Metazoa, Chordata, Aves, Anseriformes, Anatidae. Gene Ontology annotation, cellular component: membrane. Gene Ontology annotation, molecular function: protein binding. The record is from RefSeq and is a predicted model, not a curated record. The transcript has 14 exons.
AUGACAGUGGAAACUGAAUCCAGCAAUGUUGAUGACUCAAAUCAGGAAGCAGAGCCUGUCCAGCUUUUGGAUGAUGAAGCAAACAAAUAUCUACCAGUCAGAAAGAAGACUACGUGUUGCACAGGAUUGAAGAUGUUUCUCGCUGCUUUAUCAUUCAGCUACUUCAGUAAAGCAUUGUCUGGUACAAUUAUGAAAAGUUCCGUCACACAGAUUGAACGAAGGUUUGACCUUCCAUCCUCUACUGUUGGUUUCAUCGAUGGGAGCUUUGAGAUGGGUAAUUUGCUGGUGAUUGCGUUUGUAAGCUACUUUGGAGCUAAACUUCACAGGCCCAAAGUCAUUGCUGUUGGAUGCUUUACUAUGGCUUUGGGGAGUCUUUUAACAGCAAUGCCUCAUUUCUUCAUGGGAUAUUAUAAGUAUGAGACAACAUCACAUACAGCAUCUUCAGCCAACUUAACUUCAAGAAUAAAUCCAUGUUCCCUUCAUCAAGAUGUGAACAAAACCUUGUUGGAGGCUUCCAAAUCAGAUUGUGAAAAGGAACCAUCAUCAUACAUGUGGAUAUAUAUCUUACUGGGAAACAUGUUACGUGGGAUUGGUGAGACUCCAAUAACACCACUGGGCAUCUCUUAUCUUGAUGAUUUUGCUAAGGAAGAGGAUGUUCCUGUAUACGUAGCAUGUUUGCACACAAUAGGCAUGUUCGGCCCAAUGUUUGGUUUCCUGCUGGGAUCUUUAUGUGCAAAACUAUACGUGGAUGUUGGAUUUGUGGAUUUAGGAAGCAUCACUAUCACUCCACAAGAUUCCCGCUGGGUGGGUGCAUGGUGGCUUGGUUUUUUAAUAGGUGGAGUGAUGAGUUUCCUAGCUGCUAUUCCAUUUUGCUUCCUGCCAAAGAGUCUGAAAAGGCCAGCGGAAGCUAAUCAUGACAAAACUUCAUCUAGUCUCCUGGAAAACAUGGGAGCCAUAAGGAAGACACUUACUCCCGCAGAACCUAAGCCAAUGAAGUGGUCAACAAUGAUGAAAGAUUUCUAUACCUCCCUGAAAAAAAUAUUGAGUAAUCGAAUGUACUUUACAUUUUUGUGUUGCUCACUGUUACAGUUCAGUAGCUUUAUUGGUUUCUUGACUUACAAGCCAAAGUACAUGGAACAGCAGUAUGGACAAUCUACAUCUAAAUCUAACUUUCUAAUAGGACUGACAUCCUUACCCCCUGUUGGUAUUGGGAUUUUCCUAGGAGGGCUCAUAAUGAAAAAGUAUAAAAUGGGCAUCAUUGGAGCAACCAAGUUUGCAUUUAGUAUGUCAUUUUUGGCUUAUGUCCUCACUCUCUUGCACUUUUUUGUUGGCUGUGAGAACCAUGUGGUAGCAGGAAUAACAGUGUCCUAUGAUGGCAAACCAAUUCCAUACCAUGAAAAUGCUAUGUUCUCUGACUGCAAUUCUGACUGCAAAUGUGCCACCAAUGUGUGGGAUCCUGUAUGUGGGGACAACGGACUGACAUACAUUUCGGCAUGUCUAGCUGGGUGUACAACUUCAGUGGGACAUGGAAAGAGCAUGGUCUUCCAUAACUGCAGCUGUCUUGAAGCCAGCAGUUCAUGGUCAGGAAACAACUCUGUCACCUUGGGGCAAUGUCCCAAAAGUGAUGAUUGUUCAAUGAAGUUUAUUUAUUAUACAGUAAUACAAGUCAUAAGUGGCUUUUGUUAUGCGUUGGGAGGCACGCCAGCAUACAUGAUUAUCUUUAGAUGUGUUCAGCCAGAGUUGAAAUCUCUUGCAGUUGGUCUAUACACACUCAUUAUGAGAAUGCUAGCUGGGAUUCCUGCUCCAGUUUAUUUUGGUGCGCUGAUUGACAAAACAUGCUUGAAAUGGGGAAGCAGAAGCUGUGGGCAGCGGGGGGCUUGCAGGUUAUACGACUCCAAUGCAUACAGGUAUGUCUACCUUGGUUUAUCAGCAUUGUUGAGAGGUCCUUCCUACUUGCUUGCGAUCCUUUUCUUUAUAUUUUUGAAGAAACACUUUCAAAAUAAGAACUCCAGACCUACAGAGAAUGGAGGAAAAGAAGAUGUUCCCAUGAAUAAAGAUGAUAAUUGCAAGAGCAAAGAAAAUUUGGCGGGUUCUCUUGAUGCAGAGAACGAAUCAUGUAUUUAG